Messenger RNA from Schistocerca americana (American grasshopper), 5071 nucleotides. RefSeq lists its product as uncharacterized. Gene Ontology annotation, molecular function: GTP binding. Bases 79 to 3291 code for a protein of 1070 amino acids. Gene Ontology annotation, cellular component: membrane. The record is from RefSeq and is a predicted model, not a curated record. Gene Ontology annotation, biological process: signal transduction. NCBI's taxonomy places the organism in Eukaryota, Metazoa, Arthropoda, Insecta, Orthoptera, Acrididae. The transcript is spliced from 11 exons.
UGGCGCGCGCGCCCCGCCGGCGGGCCCGGCGGCCAGUGCGAGCCGCGAGAGCCCAGCGGCCAGCCCUCCCAGCUCGCCAUGGGGUCCUCCACCGCUGCCACUGCCACUGCCGCACUCGUCUUCGCCGCAGCCUUUGUCGCAGUGUACAGCCAGGAAGCCCAACCAAUAGACCCAGUGAUUGAAUCUCAAUGUCGGCCUUACGUGGAGAAGGCCCUCAGAGAGUUCGGCACAGCUGAAUAUCCUCCAGGUGAUAAAGAUCAGCAGCAUGCUGAACCAGCAGUGUCAUCAGAAGAUACUGAUCAGGUGCCAAAGUCUGGAGAGGCAGACAGCCCCACUGAGACAGUAGAAGUAUCUACCGAGGAGGUAACAAGUAAAGAGGAGGCCGUAGCAAGUGCAGAAGAAGGAUUACACAGCACUGAAGAUGAAGCAGCCAGUGCAGAAGAAGGACAACAAAGAGAAGAACGGAGUGUUUCCACUGAAGAACUGGGAUCACCUGCAAGUGCUGAGGAGGUGACAAAAGAUGGUGCUGUCAGUGUAGAGGAGGCGGCAGCCAGCACUGAGGAGGAGGCGGCAGCCGCCAGCGCGGAGGAGGAGGGAGCGGCCAGCGCGGAAGAGGCAGCAGCCAGUGCGGAAGAGGCAGCAGCCAGCGCGGAAGAGGCAGCAGCCAGUGCGGAAGAGGCAGCAGCCAGCGCGGACGAGGAGGGAGCAGCCAGCGCGGACGAGGAGGGAGCAGCCAGCGCGGAAGAGGCAGCAGCCAGCGCGGACGAGGAGGGAGCAGCCAGCGCGGAAGAGGCAGCAGCCAGCGCGGAGGAGGAGGGAGCAGCCAGCGUGGAAGAGGCAGCAGCCAGCGCAGAGGAGGAGGGAGCCACCAGUGGGGAGGAGGUAGCAGCAGCCAGCGCGGAAGAGGGAGCAGCCUUCGCAGAAGAGGGAGCAGCCAGCGCGGAAGAGGGAGCAGCCAGCGCGGAAGAGGGAGCAGCCAGCGCGGAAGAGGGAGCAGCCAGCGCGGAAGAGGGAGCAGCCAGCGCGGAAGAGGGAGCAGCCAGCGCAGAGGAGACUGUGACUAGCGCAGAAGAGGGUGCCGCCAGCGCAGAAGAGGGUGCCGCCAGCGCAGAAGAGGGUGCCGCCAGCGCAGAAGAGGGUGCCGCCAGCGCAGAAGAGGGUGCCGCCAGCGCAGAAGAGGGUGCCGCCAGCGCAGAAGAGGGUGCCGCCAGCGCAGAAGAGGGUGCCGCCAGCGCAGAAGAGGGUGCCGCCAGCGCAGAAGAGGCUGCAGCAAGCGCAGAAGAGGCUGCAGCAAGCGCAGAAGAGGGUGCAGCAAGCGCAGAAGAGGGUGCAGCAAGCGCAGAAGAGGGUGCAGCAAGCGCAGAAGAGGGUGCAGCAAGCGCAGAAGAGGGUGCAGCAAGCGCAGAAGAGGGUGCCGCCAGGGCAGAAGAGGGUGCCGCCAGCACAGAAGAGGGUGCCGCCAGCGCAGAAGAGGGUGCCGCCAGCGCAGAAGAGGGUGCCGCCAGCGCAGAAGAGGGUGCCGCCAGCACAGAAGAGGGUGCCGCCAGCACAGAAGAGGGUGCCGCCAGCACAGAAGAGGGUGCCGCCAGCACAGAAGAGGGUGCCGCAAGCGCAGAUGAGGGUGCCGCCAGCGCAGAAGAGGGUGCCGCCAGUGCAGAAGAGGGUGCAGCAAGCGCAGAAGAGGCUACAGCAAGUGCAGAAGAGGCUGCAGCCAGAGCAGAAGAGGCUGCAGCCAGCGCAGAAGAUGCUGCUGCAAGUGCAGACAAGGCUGCCACAAGCACAGAAGAAGAACAAAAGGAAGAUGAGAAACAAAAAGAUGGAACUGACGAGAAAGCAGCAGAGGAUGCAGAGGAAAAACCUGUGGAUAUUCCUGAAGGAAAAGAUGUUGGUCCUGAAUCAGCUGAGAGUGAGGAACCAAUAACAGAAGUGGAACCAAUCCCUGAGGAAGAACUAACACAGGAAAUGGAGAUUCCAGAGAAGCUGCGACCUAGAGAACACAUUGCAAAAAUACUACAACUUGAUUCUGAAUCUGCCGAAAAAGAGCUAAUGCUGAGCAAGGUAGCCGAUAUUAUACUGCGAGAUUUAAAGCGCCUCUAUGAUAAUGCUAUCAAGCCUCUUGAAACACUUUAUAAAUACAGAGACCUCAGCAACCGACACUUUGGAGAUCCCGAAAUCUUUUCAAAACCUCUGAUACUAUUUAUGGGUCCCUGGAGUGGAGGGAAGUCCUCUAUCAUCAAUUAUCUCUUAGACAAUGAAUACACAGGAACCGCACUACGAACAGGUGCUGAACCAUCACCAGCCUAUUUCAACAUUGUUAUGUGGGGUGACCGAUCAGAGGUGCUAGAUGGAACGCAGCUCGCAGCCGACUGGACAUUUUCUGGCUUGCAAAAGUUUGGGCAGGGUCUGCUAGAUCGACUGAGAGGUCUGCGCUUACCUAACAAAUUGCUCGAAAAGGUUAACAUAGUGGAAAUUCCAGGAAUUCUAGAAAUUCGUAAACAGGUAGAACGCCUGUUUCCUUUUAAUGAUGCGUGUCAGUGGUUUAUCGAUCGUGCCGACAUAAUAUUUCUGGUAUACGACCCAGCAAAGCUGGAUGUGGGACCUGAGACCGAAGCGAUCUUGGACCAGCUGAAAGGACGGGAGUCACAGACUCGAAUUGUGCUCAACAAGGCAGACCAAGUGAAGCCUGAGGAACUCAUGCGUGUCCAGGGGACACUUAUUUGGAACAUAAGUCCACUGAUGUCAAGCUCAGAGCCUCCUGUUAUGUAUUCAACUUCAUUAUGGUCACUGCCUUAUGAGCUGGGAGCACCUGUGCGACUAUUGCAAGCACAAGAACACGCAUUCCUUCAGGAUAUGAGGAAAGCUAUCGACAGACGAGUGGAGAACAAGAUUGCUAGUGCCAGACGUUUUGCAGUGAGAGUCCGGAACCACGCAAAAAUGGUUGAUUGCUACCUGACAACAUAUUACAAUCACAAAGGGCUCUUCGGUAACCGCAAGAGGGUUAGUGACGACAUCAUUGAAAGGCCACAAGACUACCACAUUUAUGAAGGCCUCAGCACUCUGACUAAUAUUUCACGAUACGACCUUCCCGACCCAGAUGUCUACCGCGACUUCUUUCGACUGAACCCUCUCUACGACUUUCCUCUUCUAUCAUCCACGUGUACAUACUUCCGGGGAUGCCCUAUAAACCGAUUAGAUGUUGCCAUCGCAUAUGACCUGCCUGAGUUGGUAGGGAAGUACCACAAGGGUGUAGAAGAGGCACUCACACAACUGAAUGCACGGGUCCAGAGUUGAGCUUUUCCAAGAUGGUGGCAGCAGAAAGUAUACAAUGCCCAGGGUCCACCUUCUUAAUGAGUAAGAGUAAGCUGGAAACCACUUCCAGCAGGCAAUGCAAACAAUAUGUGAUUUGUGUGGGGAAACAACAGAUGACAGUGGCUGUGAUCAUACACUGAGCCUGUACUCAAUAUUAACUCUGACUAUGAGCAGCAUAGACUUUUUUAAAAAAAAAAAUACAAUUAACCAACAAAAAAUUAUAUUCACAAAUGCAAGACUGUGGCUAUUACUUCUGGGACUACAAUUAAAAUAGUCUCAAUCAAGCUUUUAGAACAUAAGCAUAAAAAAUGAAGACACAACACCGAAUAUUUUUCAAAGAAGCAUAAUUCAGUGACAGGGUGCUAUAACUUCUACUUUACACCUUAACACAGAACAGAAAGUCACCGAUAAAUGCAGAUGUGUUAAAUAAACAAAACAAAUUUAAUAAGAAUUAUAGGCAUGUGUGACACUAAGGUUUUAAAAAAUUCUGAGGUUUUCAGAUAAUUCCAGCAAAUCAACAACUGAAAUCCAGGAGGGAAACAAUACAGCAAACUUGAAUUGCUCCUCUUUAUAAAGCAGACAAGUAGAAAGUGUUUGGAAUUUUUGGUCAUUGCAUAUGCUUUCAAGGAAGACAGAUCAAGUGAAAUUCUAGUUUGGAGCUUAAUUCAGUUAGUGCAAGAAUGUGAAAAAAGCCGCUAAUAUGUAAACUGCCACUGUCACCUGCGACAUGCAUAGUUCCCUAAAACGAAUGAGAAAUUCACUAAUCCAAAAUUGGCACUACAGAGACUCAGAAAGUGCACCCUGUGGCAUAAGUUUGAUUGCAACCAGUGAAGUGGAAGGAAGCUCUAGACAUUCCACUUCAAAAAGCUUUAACUCAGCUACAGGAACAUAAAAAGUUCAAAUGUAGCUACCUAAAGUGAAACAGUGUCCUACAAAAAGAACAUUGUGUAACUGUCCAACAAUUUAAGCACUAAGUGGAGAAGUUAAAGUGUGAUUAUGCAGUGUCAUGACUGUGUGAACUUAGGCAUUUUACAUAGACCUUUCACACAUCUUUAUCCAGAGCUGCAUUUCUGCAAAAAUAUGCAUUGCAAGAAAGAAAAUGAAGACUUGUAUGAGAAAUUUAACUUCACGUUAUUUUAUAGAAGCAAAGGGAGAAAAGUUCCACAAUCAAGCAAUAAUAUGAUUUUUGUAUGUCAUAUUCCUACAAUCUCUACUCAAAUCACAUACAGUGUGUGGUGUGAUGAUAUUUAGGCACAUGUAUCCUUAUACAAUCCUCAGGGUAUAAAUGCAGGUACAGUUUAGUUUGAACAAAGCAGUAAGUUUAUCUUUUUUGCUGUUAACUCUGGUUCAUACAUUUAUGGCUUGCAGAAGCAUAUUUUGCUGCAGAGUGAGAUAAGUAAGGUGCUGUGUACAAAUGUGUUCAAAAUGAAAAACAGCAACCUCUACAAAUUUCAUUGAUUGAUAUAAUAAAAAGGCACAUCACAAGGUCCAAGCAAUUCAAGUGAAAAGAAGAAACAAUAUGAUGUGUAUUUUACAAUCAAGGAUUAAAUGUGUAAAUUUUAUGUGUGUAUAUGCAGUGCUUCAAGACAUUUCCUGCACAGCCACAAACAAGUUAUGUGGCAAUCGCAUUUCCUUGAAUGUCUGUGAGUUCCCUAGAACUACCAACAGAGAUUGUUCUCCAAAUUGUAUGUGUGAGUGAGUGUAUUUUUGUUUGUAAAAUUUUACUUAAGUAUUCAUAAUAAAAUCAAUGUACUGUUUGUUA